AUGGGGCAGCUGGCGGCGCAGGACGGUACCUUCUGGCCAGGGAUCGAUCACAUCACAUUCGCAGCGGAGAUUGCGAACUCUGCUGAGAAUCUAGAGUACAUGACGCUUGCGGACCAUAAAUUCAAAUCCGGCUUUUUCCGCGCUGGAUCCAAUCCAAACGAUCCGAUAUACGAGCUGCAAAAAGCACUACUAAAGACAUACCUCCAAACCCACGCACAAAGUCUCUUUGAAAGGACAAACAAGUACAUUGUUGCAGUCGUCAAUGACCCCACUGACCCGCACCGCGAGUUCAAGCUGGCGCUUCUGCAGAACAUUCUUCUGACGCCGUGGUGCACAGGCGCGUGGGAUCCUUUUUUUGUGAAGGAGAAGACGAGUCCGUUUUCGGUUAAUCUUACGCUGGAUCAUUAUGUACCGAAUGCGUGGGUUGAUGAUAACUUGUUUUUCCGCGCUGGGAGGUUGAAUGGGAAGAAGGACCCGGAGGAUUGA
Molecule: messenger RNA, 486 nt
Organism: Psilocybe cubensis
Lineage: Eukaryota; Fungi; Basidiomycota; Agaricomycetes; Agaricales; Agrocybaceae
Exons: 2
Coding region: 1-486 (161 amino acids)
Source: RefSeq, a predicted model, not a curated record